AUGCUCACCUGGAUCUACCCCCUCCGCGUCCUCCAGGCCAUCCUCUCCCUAGCCACCAUCGGCCUAACCGCAUACGAAAUCGCCUCCCUCUACGACAGAUGGUCCUACUCAAACGUAAUCUACUACAUGCUCUUCAACGGCUGCUGGACAACAGCCAUCGCAGUCCCAUAUCUCGGUCUCGCCCCUCUCGCCUUCCCGCGCUUCUCUCACCAAUUCGCCAUCCCAGCAAUCGAGCUGAUCACCGGCGGCUUAUGGUUGUCCGGCUGGAUCGCGCUUGCUGCCCUGAUGCCCACGCCUGGAAACUGCAAUAACACUAGCUGUCAUGCGCUGCAGGCGCUUGUCGUUGUUGGUGCUGUGCAAUGGGCUACGUUCGUUGUGACAAACACUUUCGCUCUUAUCGAUGUUAAGAACAGUCGCGCUAAUACUAAGCGUCAUGCUGCGGAGCCGGCGCCGGAGAUGGCUGCCAAUGGGAAUGGGGCUGAGACUACCGUUUAG
Messenger RNA from Penicillium bovifimosum, 495 nucleotides. RefSeq names its product MARVEL domain-containing protein. The transcript has 3 exons. The record is from RefSeq and is a predicted model, not a curated record. Gene Ontology annotation, cellular component: membrane. Bases 1 to 495 code for a protein of 164 amino acids. Lineage: Eukaryota; Fungi; Ascomycota; Eurotiomycetes; Eurotiales; Aspergillaceae.